Messenger RNA from Pipistrellus nathusii (Nathusius's pipistrelle), 2484 nucleotides. NCBI's taxonomy places the organism in Eukaryota, Metazoa, Chordata, Mammalia, Chiroptera, Vespertilionidae. The record is from the annotation of a GenBank genome assembly.
AUGUUGCUGGAUAUUUGCUUGGGAAAGCGCGUGGGGACGACCUGGGCUGCCCCGAAGUGUGACUCCGGCAGCAGCGCUGUGAGGUUUCCCGGGCUGGCAGAGGGGCCGGAGGGGACCAUGAAAAUGGACAUGGAGGACGCGGACAUGACUCUGUGGACGGAGGCCGAGUUCGAAGAGAAGUGUACCUACAUCGUGAACGACCACCCCUGGGACUCGGGAGCCGACGGAGGGACCUCGGUUCAGGCGGAGGCAUCCUUGCCAAGGAACCUGCUUUUCAAAUACGCCACCAACAGCAAAGAGGUUAUGGGAGUCGUGAGUAAAGAAUAUAUACCAAAGGGAACACGAUUUGGACCUCUAAUAGGUGAAGUCUACACCAGUGAUACUGUUCCCAAGAAUGCCAACAGGAAAUAUUUUUGGAGGAUCUACUCCAGAGGGGAGCUUCACCACUUCAUCGAUGGCUUUAAAGAGGAGAAGAGCAACUGGAUGCGCUACGUGAAUCCGGCGCACUCCGCCCGGGAGCAGAACCUGGCUGCCUGCCAGAACGGGAUGAACAUCUACUUCUACACUAUUAAGCCCAUUCCUGCCAACCAGGAGCUGCUUGUGUGGUAUUGCCGGGACUUUGCAGAGAGGCUGCACUACCCUUAUCCUGGAGAGCUGACAGUGAUGAAUCUCACACAAGCCCAGAGCCACCCGAAGCAGCAGAGCACCGAGGGGAACGACCUUUGCCCAAAGAACCCCCCGAAGAGAGAGCACAGCGUGAAAGAAAUCCUGAAGUUGGACUCCCACCCCUCCAAGGGGAAGGACGCGUGCUGUUCGAACAUUUCACCCCUCGCUCCCGAAAGGGACGCGGACGACUUCAGGAAGAACGGGAGCCCCGAAAUGCCCUUCUACCCCCGGGUGGUGUACCCGAUCCGGGCCCCUCUCCCGGAAGACUUUCUGAAAGCUUCCCUGGCCUACGGGAUGGAGAGGCCAACCUACAUCCCUCACUCCCCCAUCCCGUCCUCCACGACGCCCAGCCCCUCCGCCAGGAGCAGCCCGGACCAAAGCCUCAAGAGCUCCAGCCCGCACAGCAGCCCGGGGAACACCGUGUCGCCGCUGGCCCCCGGGCCCCAAGACCACCGGGACUCCUACUCCUACUUGAACCCGCCCUACGGCCCCGAAGGACUGGGCGCCUACCCUGGAUACGCGCCCCCCCACCACCUCCCGCCACCCUUCAUCCCCUCCUACAACGCCCACUACCCCCCCAAGUUCCUCCUGCCCCCCUACGGCAUGAAUUGUAACGGCCUGGGCGGCAUCAAUAGCAUCAGCAACUUCGGCCUCUUCCCCAGGCUGUACCCCGUCUACGGUAACCUCCUGGGCGGGGGCAGCCUGCCUCACCACCCCAUGCUCAACCCGGCCUCGCUGCCCAGCUCGCUGCCCUCGGAAGGAGCUCGGCGGCUGCUGCAGCCGGAGCAUCCCAGAGAGGUGCUGGUCCCCACGCCCCGCAGUGCCUUCUCCCUCACCGGGGCCGCCAGCAUGAAGGACAAGGUGUGCAGCCCCACCAGCGGGUCGCCCACGGCGGGCACAGCCGCCACGGCGGAGCACGUGGUGCAGCCCAAAGCUACCUCAGCGGCGAUGGCGGCGGCCCCCAGCAGCGAGGAGGCCAUGAAUCUCAUAAAAAACAAAAGGAACAUGACUGGCUACAAGACACUCCCCUACCCCCUCAAGAAGCAGAAUGGCAAGAUCAAGUACGAAUGCAAUGUUUGCUCCAAGACUUUCAGCCAGCUCUCAAACCUGAAGGUCCACCUCCGAGUGCACAGUGGAGAACGGCCUUUCAAAUGUCAGACUUGCAACAAAGGCUUCACACAGCUGGCCCACCUGCAGAAACACUACCUGGUCCACACGGGAGAAAAGCCACACGAAUGCCAGGUUUGCCACAAGCGGUUCAGCAGCACCAGCAAUCUCAAGACCCACCUGCGACUCCACUCUGGAGAGAAGCCUUACCAGUGCAAGGUGUGCCCCGCCAAGUUCACCCAGUUCGUGCACCUGAAACUCCACAAGCGCCUACACACCCGGGAGCGGCCCCACAAGUGCGCCCAUUGCCACAAGAGCUACAUCCACCUCUGCAGCCUCAAGGUCCACCUGAAGGGGAACUGCCCUCUGGCCCCGACCACGGGGCUGCCUCUGGAGGACCUGACUCGGAUCAACGAGGAAAUCGAGAAGUUUGACAUCAGCGACAAUGCCGACCGGCUCGAGGACAUGGAGGACAACAUCGACGUGACCUCCUCUGUGGUGGAGAAGGAAAUCCUGGCCGUGGUCAGGAAAGAGAGGGAGGAAACCGGCCUGAAAGUGUCCUUGCAAAGAAACCUGGGGAAUGGACUCCUUUCAGGGUGUAACCUCUAUGAGUCAUCAGACCUGUCCCUCAUGAAGUUGCCUCCCAGCAACCCACUACCUCUGGGACCUGUCAAGGUCAAGCAAGAAACAGUCGAACCAGUGGAUCCUUAA